Rotaria sp. Silwood2 is the source of this 3816-nucleotide messenger RNA. The record is from the annotation of a GenBank genome assembly. NCBI's taxonomy places the organism in Eukaryota, Metazoa, Rotifera, Eurotatoria, Philodinida, Philodinidae.
AUGGAUGUAGAAAAUGAUGAUUCAAUGUUCAUAGAUCCGGAAAUAUUAAAAAAAGAAUUAGUUAUUUCAUUACCAAUAUUAACUGAAUCUGAUGUUGAAAUGAUAUUAAAUGGUGUCGAUCCUUUUGAUGACGCAUCAUCAUUAGAUGAAGACGACAAAGAAAAACCUUGUUUAAAACGUGAUCAACGACGUUUAAAUUUAUUAAAUAAUCCGGAUUAUGGUGUUAUUCUGUGUUUUAUCGAAAAAUUUCGUUCAUAUAUAAAAAUGAAAAAUUAUCCCUUACGCAUACUUGAGGAUAAUCUAAUAAAUGAACAAGAAAAGCUUAGUGGACGGUUCAUUGAUUUUCAUCUUGCUUUACUUAAAAAAGUUUCAACAGGUAAAACAAUUAAAAGAGAACAAUUUGUUUCAUGUAUAACAAAGUUUGCGUAUCGUUUUAAUCGUGACGAUGGAAAUUACUUAGAUGAACAUGGAUAUUCAAAAUCAACUGUUGAAGUUAAACUUCGAGUUUUAAAAAAUUUAUUAGAAAAACAAUUUGAUUGUGAUCAAACGUUGAAGAAUUUUGCUGCUAAUAAAUCAUCAAUUGAAAUACGUUCAAAACCAUUUGGUCGAGAUCGAUUUGGCGCAUCAUAUUGGUUAUUUACGGACACUAAUUGUUUUAUACGUUUAUUUCGUGAAAAUAUUGAUAAUAAACAUACAUGGAUAAAUCUAGCAAAAAAUCAAAGUGAAUUAGAAAAUCUCAUAAAACUUCUUAUAACUGAUCAUGUUGUACGAAAAAAAUUUCCUGAAUGGAAAUUUUCUUAUGAAUCAUUUAAUUGUUUAUCAUCAUCAAAUGAAUUUGAAGAACGUUAUUCAUUAAAUUUAUCAGAUAAUAAACAUAAAAAUGAACUUAUAGACGAAUUAUGUUCUUCAUUAGUACUAUUUCAUUCAGAUAUUAUCAAAACAGAAGACGUUGAUUUCGAGCCAGUUGUUAAUCUUAAUCGAGAUUUACCAUCUUCACCAUCAAUAUCAUCACCUUUUAAGACAGACAAUAUUGAAAAAAAAAAUGAUAUAGAUAUAACAUCUGAUAAUGAAUCACCAAAUUCAAGUGAAAUUAAACCUAAUCGUUUAAGUAUUUCAUCAGUAAAUGAUACAAGAGAUCAAAUAUAUUCUUCUGAUUUUUCACAAGAUUCAAUUUAUAAUAAUACAAAUUAUUGUUAUAAAUAUGAAGAUAUAGAAAAUACAAUAGAAAAAUUUCAAGAUCAACAUGUAACAUCAAAAAAUGAUGAUGAUAGUGUACCAGCUGUUAUAUUAAAAUCAUCAUUAGAACAAGGAAUAAAACGUAAACUUGUAGAUUAUGAUGAUAGUGAAAGUGAUAUAGAAGAUAAUGAAAAACAUGAUGAUGCUAGUCAAGAUUCUCACCAUAUUCCAACUAAGAAAGAUUCAACAAAUAAUACUGAUUUACCUAUUGCAUUACGUCGAUCAAGACGUGGUCGUAAACCAUUUAUAGCUGAACUUUCUCCAACUUCAUCAAGUACAAGCAAAUCUGCUUCACGAAGUUCAAGAAGAAAGAAAUCUGUUAAUGAACGAUGGAAAAGUCCAAGUCAAACAUUUAAAACAAAUGGUCGCCGUCAACGUAAUCGUCGUCGUGGUAAAACAUUAAUGGAUGAAAAUUCAUCGUCAACUUCGGAUGAACAUCAACUAUAUAAUGAUGAUGAUCUUUCUGAUGAUUAUUUACCGGAUAAAACAGAAAUAGAUAUACUUCUUAAUGGAGAUUUAUUAGAAGAAGAAGAUGAUGAUGAUGAUUAUAUUUCUCAUCGUCAAGCUAAAACUGUUGCACAAUGUCAUGAACAAUUUCAAAGACCAUUAACAGCAUGUUCUAUAUGUUUACAGAGCUAUCGUCCAGAAUCUUUAUUAUUAUGUGAAGAUUGUGAUAAUGCAUAUCAUUUAGAAUGUCUUAACCCUGAAUUAUUAUCAAUACCAAAUGAUAUUUGGUAUUGUCCAUUAUGUGAACAUAAACGUUUAUGUGAUGGUUUAAUUGAAAAAUUGCUUAUACUUAUAAAAGAUCAAGAAGAAUAUGAAAUGAAACGUCGAUUAUAUGUAUCAAAACGAAGAAAACGUUUAACAAAUGUUGCUGUUAAUCUUGAACGUUAUGUUAAACAAUCAACAAAUGAACAUCAAAGAAAUGGUAUUAUUUCAAGUGAUGAUGAUGAAGAAGAAGAAGAAAAAGAAAAAGAAGAAAUAAAUGAAAAGAAAACUGAUUCAGCAAAUAAUAAUAAUAAUAUUAAUAAAAAUGAUGAUGAUGACGAUGAUGAUAGUGUUUAUGGACGUAAAAAUGAUGAAAACCGAAAACCAUCGGAUCAAAAACAAGAACAAGAACAAGAACAAACAGGAAAACGUCGUGUAAGAUCAUGUCGACGAAAAGCAAAAAAUUAUUCUUUUGAUGAUUAUGAUAAAAAAAUUAAAGAAGCUAUGAUUGAUGCUGGAGUUAAUAAAGAAUUAGUUGAAGAUGAUUCAGAUGAUUCGGAUGAAAUCAUUCUGAAAAGAAGACAACCAAAAAAACGUCGCCGUUAUGAAUUUGAUGAUGAUUUUGAUGCCUCAGAUAGCAAAAAGAAUGAUGAAUAUUUACCUAGUCGACGUCGAACUAUAAAUGAUGAUAGCCGAAGUAAUACAAGAGAUAAUGAUAGUUUUCUAUCUAAUCAUCGUUUAACUGUAAACGAUGAUAGUCGAAGUGCAAGAGAUUAUGAUGAUUUUGUACCUAAUCGACAACCAACUAUAAACGAUGAUAGCCGAAGUGAUGCAAGAGAUUAUGAUGAUAAUGAUGAUUUUGGUAUGAGUGAUGAUGAUAAAGCUUGGAGAAAUCGACAACAACCAUCAACAUCAUCAAAACCAAAAAAGAAAACGAAAACAAAAUCCAAUCGUAACAAUCAACGAAAAUCAACAAUAAGAUCAGAUGAAGAUAGCAUUCUUUCUGAAGCUAAUCUUAACAAUCUACGACCAGAAAUCAAAAUAAAAACUGAACCAACAAUUGAAUAUGAUAAAAAUAUAAUUGGUUCUAAUGAAAUUGCUAGAAAUGUAUUUGAUAAACGUCCAGUUGUUAAUAAUUCGUUUGAUAAAACUCCAACUGUUAACAAUUCAGUUGUUAAUACUACAGUCGAUAAAACUCCAGUUGUUGAAAAUGCAACUAAUAAAAAUGAAGCUGCUAAGACUCCUAAACCACGACGACCACGACGAGCAGCAGCUACAAAAAAGAAAACUUUAAUUCAACAAGAAAAUAUCAGUGAUGAAGAGGACAAUGGUCAUCCUGCAGAACCAGCACGUAGACCUUAUAAAAGACGACGUGUUAGUAAUGAAUCAUCUGUCGACGAAGAUGAUGAUUAUGAAAAAUUAGCACAUAAACGUCGAUUGUUUUCUCAAGGAAAAGGUACAACACGAACAAGCAUAACAUCUCAUAUUAAAAAAUUAGUUGGAGAUGAAGAUGACGACGAAGAACAAGAAGAAAAUGAAGAAGAUGCAACAAAAGAUAAAAGUUCAGACGGAACAAAAAAGGAUGGUAACAAUAAUUCAAAACAAAAAAAUAAAAAAACAGUAUAUGAUGAAUAUCAAAUAUCGGAUGAUGAUGAUUUUCCCGAUGAACAAGAAAUAUUAAAAACAACUGGUCUGAAUUUAAAACAACCUUUAAAUAUACCAAAAGCUGCUCCUCUUCGAGCACCAUGUAUGCCUUCAAUGCAAUCAUAUCAAUUUACAAUGGCUGAUCCAACAGCAAAUUUUGACUUAACUUGUUUACCGGAAACACCAAUAACAGAACCGAGUGAUUCGAAUCAAGCUAAUGGCAAUUAA